CGAAGUUGAGCUUACGCUCACUGGGCGUGAGCACGGAGAAUGCAGGCGCCGUUUUGGAGAAGGGAGCGUGUUGAUUACUACUAGGGUUUGAGUUCGACAGAGGCGGUUCUGGCGGUUGGAUAUGGAAAAUGGCGUAGAACUCCUCAGUGUUUUUAUUUAGCAGUUUGAAAUGGAGUCAUUAUAUCUUCAGAAAUACCUUGGAAAAUGUCUAACUCAGGGUCUUGCUGAAAUGGCAAGAAUUCGUCCAGUGGAUCCAAUAGAAUAUUUAGCAUUGUGGAUUUACAAGUAUAAGGAAAAUGUGGCUAUGGAACAACAGAAACAAAAGGAAAUGGCUGCGUUGGAACGUGAGAGAGCAUUGGCUCUGUUGGAACAGGAAAUGAUGGAGAGGCUCAAAGCAGAGGAGCUCUUGUUUCAGCAGCAACAGCUGGAAUUACAACUGGAGUUGGAAAUGCAAGAAAAAGAGAGACAGAGAAUAGAAGAGCUACGGAGAGCUCAGGAACAAUUAGAGCAGGAGAGAAAGAAUAUGGAAAAUAUGAGUAAGGGUGAAGAUGCUUCACAUUUAGAGGUGAGAAGGAAAAGUUAUUUUAGUCAGGAAGCAGCGGCUGACUCCAGCAAAACGCUAGCAGAGAUUAGUGAUCGGUAUGGAGCCCCUAACUUGAGCAGAGUGGAAGAACUCGAUGAACCAUUGCUGUCUGAUGAAAAGAGUCUUGGGUUCCCUGGAGAAAUAACUUCUGUGUCCUCCAGGCUGCUGGGCACUGUGCCGCCACAAGGAGACCCGUGUGCAUUCACACCCAUCGAGGCGGAUGUCUCAGGGAGCCCAGGGAGAUGACUUAUGAAUAGAG
This is a messenger RNA of Choloepus didactylus (southern two-toed sloth), 842 nucleotides long. RefSeq names its product DPY30 domain containing 1 (gene DYDC1). Gene Ontology annotation, cellular component: Set1C/COMPASS complex. Lineage: Eukaryota; Metazoa; Chordata; Mammalia; Pilosa; Megalonychidae. The coding region runs from base 170 to 829 and encodes 219 amino acids. The record is from RefSeq and is a predicted model, not a curated record. The transcript is spliced from 8 exons.